UUUCGCAAGGCUGCCCGGCUUUAUAACAGCGGGGAUGCGCGGGGUGACUCCCGGCAGAUUUCUCAGCCGGCUUGAGAGCGAGGAGGCAGCGGGAGGAGGCUGCAGCUCGUCCUUCCCGCAAUGAUUUUCCUCCUGCAGCAUUUCUUCCUGCUGGCCGUAGACUUAGUGCUCGCCAUGACCCUUUCCUGCCUCUUGUACGCCAUGGCCUGCAUUUCCAUCGCCUUCCUGACCUGCUUCGUUAUCAUCUUCUCCUUCGGCACCGUGGAGAGGCACAUUGAUGUGAAAGGGAAAGCGGUUGUGGUUCUUGUGUCCAACAGUUCCAUUGGGAGGAUGUUUGCCAGGAACCUGGAUAAAGCAGGUUUCAGGGUGUCUGCUGCACAUUGGCCCGCCCGAGAGAAGGGGACAGCUACAGAGGAGUGCUCCUCAAACACGGAGGUGGCCCAGCUCCACAUGACUGAAGACGAGUAUCAGAAGGCAGUGAAAACCUUCGUAGAAAGCCACUUAGCCCUGAAAGGCAUGUGUGGGACGAUGAAGAAGCCGUCGAUCCUCAUUUGGGAAGAAGGGGCACCAGACACGUGUGGGUCACCUGAGACAAGAACCUCCUGGGAACAGAAGAAAGCUCUCAAGGCUCCACGUAGGAACUGCUUAUUGCAGCCAGUUCUCUGUGUCACAGUCCUCUUUCGCCCACUGACCUGGGCCCUGACUGUCCUGAGGAGAAGCCCAAAGCUCCUUGUGCUUCUGCUGAAGCCCAAAAACUGAGAGGAAGGAAACAUCUGGAGCACUACAUGGUAACACUGUCAUGCCACAAGGAAAAGUGCUAUGGGAAGGAGCAUAGCUGGGAUCAGAAGUGACAAACUCCUGGCAGCAGAGGAUUAUGAGUCGUGACUUCAAUUGCCAGACAAUGAAAAACUGUGGAUGAAGACAGAAAGCACCUCUGGAACUGUGAGAAAGGUCUCCAAUUCCUUUGCAAGUCUAAUCUGUAAGAGAACACGGAGACAGGGAAAUUUUGGGUUGUACAAUACAAUGCUGUACUGAACACACUGGGAUAUGCACAGAGGAAAAGACAUCUGAGGUGAAAGGAAAUAAAGGAAUAACUCUGCUGGGAAGAAAAACGCUAGGGCUUGGUUUUCAUUAUUUAAAGCCACAACUCAGAACUGUCUCACUGAUGAUAAGAGAUGUCACCCACCCAGGGAGCUGGAUUCAGAGAGGAAAAGAGAAGCUUUCAAAACAGCUUCUAUAAGACAUUAAACCAGCUUAAUAUCAAGCCAGACUGAAAACAAACAUUUUAAUACCAGAACAUCAAAGCAUUGAGAGAGAACAUGCUAAAGCAGAAAAAUCCUGAAUUAAAAGCUUGGGGUUUUGGUCUUUACACGUUUGGCAAGUAAUCAAUUGGAUGAAUAAUGCCAAACCCAUAUAUUCUGCAGAAUGUCCCCAGAAAUGUUUCCUUUAGCCAGAGCCCUGCUUUGAGCCGGAGUUGUCAACUCCCUCAGUGCACAAUCCCAUUCUGUGCACACAACACUGUGCAAUUUCAGCUGAUCACCAUUAUUUUCUCCUCCAAAUUAUUGCAGGGGCUGUGUGGGGGCUGUUGCUUUUCCCCCAAGGACUGUCACUCAAAGGAUGGCCCCUGCUUGUACACACAGGAGUAUUCAUGGUCUGAAAUUAGGGACAUUAUGUGAGCAAAGCUCCUGAAGACUUCAGUGGAAGUUUAGCUUGCCUGAGGACUCAGGGAUGGCCUACAUUUGUUUAUAAAGCUUCCCAGUCCACUGGGAUACAGGGAUACUGUGUGCAAGCAUAAAAUUAUGACUGUGAGGCAAUACCACCAGGAGAUAAAUUAUAAUAUAACUGCACUUAAAAGUAUGUUUAACACAAAUUAGUUAUAUCAAACUAACACUGAAGUUAUAGACUGCUGAAGCUGACUAAGGGAUCUGAAUGCCCAGAUGCUUUUAAUUUGAGUGGGAAUGAGGGAUUUGAAUUCCUUAAAUAGUCUUGAAUGUUUCAUCACUAACGUAUAACACAUAAAAAAGUAAAAAUUAAAGUAACUGGCUCUCUUCAGGCCUACAAAUCCAGCCAAAAGAUUUUGCCAACAUCUUUUGGGACACAUCCCCUCAGUCAUCCUGUCAUUAAAAUUAAAGGUUCAGAAAUUCCUGAAAGGGUUCCAAAUUUGGAUGAAAAUUUUCAGGGGGAAAAACCCCAAUUCCAACAAAUGUUUUUUCAGUAGAUCAUUUUGAUUAAUUUAAUAAAAAUGUAGUUGGGCUAUAAGUCUGCCUAAAGAUAAAAAGCUUUAGCACCAAAUCCUGUGUCCUACAACUCAGAACAGAAACAACUGAUGACCCAAGACCUGUUCUUUCUCCCCACUCUCAACUGCAAUACUUCCAUUUUUUAACCUUUUUAAGAAAGCAUGGAAUUGGACUUCCACUGCAACACAUUUUCCUGGGCAGCACUGUAAAAUUAUUGCCUGGCAGAACCAAAACGUUAGUGGUGAUGGAGGAACAGGGGGAAGCUGGUUACACGAACACAACCUUCCACCAUUUUAAAUUAUGUUAAUGAUCUACGGGCCAAUAUUAUUCCUUUAUGGAUGCCUGAAGGCCUGUCAAAAGAUAUUAAGAGGGCAUCUUCCUGGGUUGCCUGCAGUCUCUCUCUAUUUUGGGGACACUUUUCUCCUGGCUUCCCUCUCCAGAGCAGAGGUCAUUCCCACAGACACCUCCACUGAAGCCAGAGCCCAUCCACCUCCACAGAGAACACUGGGAGGUGUUUAGGGCGGCCUGAGGCAACAAAUUUCCCUUCAUUGUAUUCAAGGAAAAACAUUCAGGGGAGGACAAAGAGGAAGGAGAGGGCAGGGAAGCAAAAUAAUGAUUAGUGUAAUGGGAUUUGCUAUUCUUGUUAAUAGUUUAAUCAAUACAAACAUUACCAGAACCCUCUUACGUGCUUGCCAUGCUUUAUAUUUAGCUCAACACUGGUAAGCCAGGGUUAGUAUUGUCUGCAUCUCUACUACUCCACUUAAUUCUGCAACAGAAAAAAAGGCAAGGCUGGGAUUUUCUGUGCCAAAAAACCCAGCCAUGCACAAGUGCCCGUGCCAUGGUGUGUGUCCUGUUGUGCUGGAUACACCAGACACAUGAUGAGGAGAGGAUGGGUCUCAGGAAAAGUGAGACUUGCUCUGGAUGAGCAAGUGGUUGGUGCCACAGUGGCUUUGCUGAGUUUUGCCCCAGAGCAGCUUCAUUUGCUAUUUCUUACCAUGUCAUUUGUGAGGUACUGUUGGUGUCAUCCCACAGGAUGUUCUAAGGAGCCACAGGCCUUCCUAACAGUGCUUAUUCCUUAGCUUGAUUACAGGCAGAGAGAGAAAGUUUGCCUUAACUUUUGCUUUCAUCUCUCUAAAUAGUGCUAAAACCAUGUAUAAACAUCCUCCUGGUGUAUCAGCAUAAAGCUCAUUUAAAAGGUUUAUAACUGACUUUGAAAUAAGCUGAGAGAAUCUCCAAAUUGACAAGAGCAAAGGCGGGGGGGGAAGAAAUAAUCUCUACCAAAGGCAGAUUUCCCUGCAGAACAGCCCUUCCCCACUGCAGAGCCUGAGGGGAGGGGAGCACUUCUCCCAUCCAAAAUCCUGUCCCCACAACCUCCCAACAGGGGAAGCUGUGCCAUUUAUAGAUGCUCAUCUGUAACAGCGACUGCCACAGGCAGCAUCUGCCCGAGGAGCCUGGAUUCCAUGUUCCAGAGCACGGGAACUCUGAAACGUGUAGUCACAAGAUUAGUUUGCUAUAAUGUGUCUAAUUUAUUUUGGCAUUUCCUAGGGACACAAAAAAAAAAAAAAAAAGGCAAAAAAUAACUAUGGGCAGUGCUGUUGUAUCAGCUCUGAGAAGCAUGAAAAAACCACAACUGCAAAAAACAAUGUCUUCUGGGGGGAUGGGUUAUUUUGGCCUUUGAAAUAUUAUUUUUUUUGAAAAGAAACAACUCACAACUUCCCAUUGUGCCUCUUGGAUGCACUUUGCACUUCUCGGUGUCACAGGUCAACUCGUGCCCAAGGCAAAGCCUGAAAUACCUUUUCCCACUGGACCUCCAAGGCUGUCACCACACAAACAUAUCCAAAAAGAUGCAAACACUGACAACUCAGCAACACAGGAAAAGUCACAUCCUUCCAAUGAGAAUUCAAAUAAUAAUUCCAUCUUGCUUAGGGCCAGCGGAACAAGCCUCAAACACUGAUCAAAACCUUAAAUACCCACUGCUGUGGCUGAAUCUUUGUGUCAGGAGAAGUUUCCCACUCCUUUCCCUCUUUUCCAGUGUGUACCAGAGCCUGCCCCCUGUAUGGGCAGCACAGUGACACUGCCAGAGCAUUACAGAGUGUGACAUGUGGAAAGGAGGGAAUGCCAAGGGGUCUGGGGUCCUAAUCCACUGUUCUGGGAGCCACUUAUAUGCCAGACAAGCUUUGGGUGACUCUGCUGACCCAUCAUCUCACAAUAUUUGAACCUCAACAUCCCUGUCAAGGCUUACAUGCAAAU
Pseudopipra pipra is the source of this 4487-nucleotide messenger RNA. Its product is annotated as estradiol 17-beta-dehydrogenase 2-like. NCBI's taxonomy places the organism in Eukaryota, Metazoa, Chordata, Aves, Passeriformes, Pipridae. The coding region runs from base 121 to 759 and encodes 212 amino acids. The record is from RefSeq and is a predicted model, not a curated record. The transcript is spliced from 4 exons.